This is a messenger RNA of Ictalurus punctatus (channel catfish), 1354 nucleotides long. It is a transcript of the gene tpk2, whose product is annotated as thiamin pyrophosphokinase 2. Gene Ontology annotation, molecular function: 8-oxo-dGDP phosphatase activity. The record is from RefSeq and is a predicted model, not a curated record. The transcript has 8 exons. The coding region runs from base 147 to 1052 and encodes 301 amino acids. Lineage: Eukaryota; Metazoa; Chordata; Actinopteri; Siluriformes; Ictaluridae.
UGUUACUGCAGCUGUGCUGUAAAUGGCGUCUGCGGUGAGUUAAUGGAGUUUUCAAUGCUGGCGCUUAAACUCUCGCUCAUUAUUCGUGUUUUUUUUAUCAUUAUAUCAGAGUAAGGAUCAGCAAAUAAAAACCGCCUGACGAGACGAUGAGCACGACGUUGUUUUCGUGGUCGGAAAAAAUGCUGCAACUUCUUCGCCGGAUGAACAGCUUUCAUUUACCAGGUUCUAGCUUAGAGAAAUGUUUGGGGUUCAAGGUCGCAGGUCAGCAGGUGGGUUGGAUCCGGCCGGAUGUGGCGUCAGUACUGUGCCGUUACCCCGAAGUGUUCUGUACAGUAGGGGGCGCUAUAGAACUCUGCCCAACGCUGGACUCGUAUGAGCGCAGGACACAGGCGGUGGACAUCGUGCUGCAGACGCUCAGAAAGGAGGCGGAGUUUACGUGUCUAAAGGGGUGGAGAAAUGAGAUGUACGCGGUGAUGCCGAGGUUCUGCGACGCUCCGCUGAUGCACAUGGAGAGAGCAGCGACGAGUCUGUUCGGAGUGAAGCGUUACGGCGUACACAUUAACGGGUUCAGUCGAGAUGGAGAUGGGAAGCUGAGCAUGUGGCUCGGCAGGAGAUCCAGCACUAAACAGACUUAUCCUGGAAAACUGGACAACCUGGCAGCAGGGGGUCUAGCGUCCGGCUGCAGUAUCAAACACACACUGUUGAAAGAGUGUGAGGAGGAAGCGUGCAUCCCUCCAUCCCUGGCGGAGAGAGCGCGACCUGUAGGAACCAUCAGCUACACGUAUGAGGAUGACGAGGGCGUGUUCCCCGAGUGCCAGUUCGUGUUCGAUUUGGAGCUCCCGAGCGAUUUCAAACCUCAGAUCGGAGACGAAGAAGUGCAGGAGUUUUAUUUCUACCCCAUCGAGAAGGUGAAGGAACUGAUCGUAGGUGAGGACUUUAAGCCGAAUUGUGCCAUGGUGGUGCUGGAUUUCCUCAUCAGACACUCCGUCAUAGAACCCGACUCAGAGCCGUAUUAUCAGGAGUUUGUCUCCGGGCUGCACAGAUCGUUCUAGAACAUGGACGACUCUCUCUAACACAACUGCAAGACGUUAACCUCGUACGGCGCGGAACCAAGGCCGAACAAAACUCCAGUACGACGUGACAGAGUUACACAAAGUUUAUUUUCCGUCUGCUUUUGUAUACAAAAGAUCGCUGAUGCGUUGAAAGCUUUUUUUCCAUUUUAGAACGACAAAAUGCAGAAUCCCUACAGAAAUCUCUUGUGUUUUACAGCAUGGCAUUAAACAACUAUGAAAAAAAGAUCGUGAUUGGUUUUUGACUAUAUUAAAAAUUUUUUUUUUUUUUUUUAUAGAAUAAA